This is a messenger RNA of Medicago truncatula (barrel medic), 1984 nucleotides long. Its product is annotated as protein CLMP1. The record is from RefSeq and is a predicted model, not a curated record. Bases 304 to 1683 code for a protein of 459 amino acids. NCBI's taxonomy places the organism in Eukaryota, Viridiplantae, Streptophyta, Magnoliopsida, Fabales, Fabaceae. The transcript has a single exon. Gene Ontology annotation, molecular function: protein binding.
AGAGAAGAUCUUGUAUGAUCCUUUCCAUUACAAUUUUGUCUCUAUUUUUCCUGGUGAGAACAGUUUUCUUUAUAUUAUCACUGGAAAAACAUGAAAAAAAAGGGAUCACCAUAUCCAAUGGAUACCAUCUUGUCACACAUGUAAGUUUCUCUUUCCCAUGUAUCUAUCUCCUUCAUUGCAAAUACCGCCAGCAUUGAUUUAGAUUUACAUGUCCAUUUCCACGUUUUAUUCACAAAUCAAUCAAAGGUAUCCCCAACUAUACGUGCAUGCAUGUUUGAGCGAUUCAAAUAGAUAACUUUAAAAAUGAGAAGAUCUGGGAGUAGAAGAAAAAAAGGUAACGUUUCGCAACCAAAUUCCCCAUCGUCAUCGAAUAUCGCUUUCGAACCUCACCCUAGCCCAAAAAAGUCCGAUCAGAUUUCACGUCGCCUUCGCGAGCCCAAGCUCGGUCCAACGAAUGAACACCUUAAAGAAAACCAGAAGGAAGAUGUUAAGAUUGCAUGGAGGCAGUUGAAGCUUGUUUACGAUGACGACAUAAGGCUAGCCCAAAUGCCAAUAAAUUGCAGCUUCAGAUUAUUAAGAGAUAUAGUAAAGGAAAAAUUUCCAAUCUCAAGAUCAGUUUUGAUAAAGUACAAAGAUAAUGACGAUGAUCUUGUGACUAUAACCUCCACGGAAGAACUCAGAUUCGCCGAAUCUUGCGUAUAUAAAACCGAUUCAGUUGAAAUUCUGAAACUAUAUAUCGUCGAAGUUAGUCCCGAACACGAACCACCUUUGUUGAAAGAAGAAAAAGAAGAAGAAAACAAUGAAAAACAGAAACCUCUAGAUUGUGUCUUGGAUGAGAAAAUGUGUACUGAAUGCAAUAAAGUAGUAGAGAAUCUAGAGAUUGAUGAUUGGUUAUACGAAUUCGCUCAGUUAUUUCGGUCACGUGUUGGAACAGAUAAAUAUAUUGAUUUUCAUGAUCUUGGAACCGAGUUUUGUUCAGAUGCGCUUGAAGAAACUGUGACUAGUGAUGAAGCUCAAGAUUUGCUUGACAAAGCUGAAUUUAAGUUUCAAGAGGUUGCUGCUUUGGCGUUUUUCAAUUGGGGAAAUGUUCACAUGUGUGCUGCUAGGAAAUUUGUUAGAAUGGAUGAAAAUGAGAAUGAGGUUUUAGUGAUGAACGAAUCUGAAUUUGAUUUUGUUCAGGAAAAAUACUAUUUAGCUAGAGAAAAGUAUGAACAAGCAGUUGUGAUUAAACCUGAUUUUUAUGAGGGAUUAUUAGCUAUUGGACAACAACAAUUUGAAUUGGCUAAGCUUAAUUGGUCUUUUGGGAUAGCUAAUAAGAUGGAUUUAGGUAAAGAAACACUUCGGCUUUUUGAUGUUGCGGAGGAGAAGAUGACAGCCGCGAAUGAUGCGUGGGAGAACUUGGAAAAAGGAAAACUUGGUGAGCAAGGAAGUGUUGGUAUGAGAUCACAGAUUCAUCUUUUUUGGGGGAAUAUGUUGUUUGAAAGAUCUCAAGUGGAAUUUAAACUGGGAAUGAGUGAUUGGAAGAAAAAGUUGGAUGCUUCUGUCGAACGGUUCAAGAUUGCUGGGGCUUCUGAGGCUGAUGUUUCGGGGAUUUUGAAGAAGCAUUGUUUCAAUGGAAAUGCAAGGGAUGAAAAAAUAAAGGGAUCACCGAGAACACACAAUGUAAUCAAAACGAUGAAAUAGAUAACAAUGAAUGUGGUCGAAUUUGAGAUGAAAGAAUGAUGUGUCUCCAAUGAAGCCUAUGGACAGAAUUUCCUUCAUAAUUUGAGCUCAAAAUGAACUUCUGUUCUGGAAUCCUUUUAAACACAAAUUGAAAAUUUUGGAUAGUUCUGCAGCUGUUUUCCCAUGAAAUUCUACCAUAAGCAAAUUAUUUCUGAAUAUUAUUUUUUUGAUUGAGUUUCCAAUAAUUAAUUUCACAAACCAAAGAUUAGUCUAUUGUUCUUGUUCUCUUGCUAUCAAAUGAAUAUGUUGUUGCAAUGUUUUG